This is a messenger RNA of Acromyrmex echinatior (Panamanian leafcutter ant), 2767 nucleotides long. RefSeq lists its product as uncharacterized. Lineage: Eukaryota; Metazoa; Arthropoda; Insecta; Hymenoptera; Formicidae. The record is from RefSeq and is a predicted model, not a curated record.
CCUUGGAGCUGGUACUUGUGAGAAAACGAAGCUGGAUAUACUUGUGAGAUGAAUUGCUGAUUCCAUUUCUUUAUUGCUAUCAAGAAACGAGUCAUCGGUGCACAUGCUAUCACAGAUUCAGGAAUCGCAUUGUACAACAAGGACAGCAGCAGAAGUUACAACUAUAAAAGCAGCAGCCAGAACAGUUGCAUUUACAAUAACAACUAUGAAGCAGUAAUUACUGAGAGUGGUCAGAACAAUCACUAAAUCAAUAGAUCGUAUUAUACAACAAGUAAAUCAACUGCUGAGUCGAUCAAAUUCACCUUCAUUGCUGCAACAACUGGAGCUAAGUACAACAACUACACAGCCGGCUACUGAGCAAACUAUACCGAUGACUUCCCAGUCUUGUACGCCUUCUGCAGUACCUGUUCCAAGCUCAGCUAGUAAUGAUUCUGAUACGGACAAUUCUAAUAAUGGAAGUUUUGAAAUCAUAUCAGAUACCGAACUUGUCUUGCAAGAUAACCAACCGCAAGAACAAAUAAACGUACAGAUCGUAGAAGAGACUGUGCAAUACAAUAAACAACAAAUAAACCAACAGAUCAUACAAGCACAGCAGCAACAAGCAUCAAAUUCACCUCCAUUGAAGCAAAGUACGGAUGACAGUUCUGAUACAGAUGACAAUUUUGAUACGGUCGACAUGUAUGGUGGAGACGUAAAUUUUGAAAAUAUAGAUGUUAAUUUGCCAGCUGUUGUUGAACAAACUACACCGAUAAUUUCUCACCCUUGUAUGCCGCCUGCAGUACCUGCUCCAUGCUCAACUAAUAAUGAUUCUGAUAUGGAUAGCUAUUAUGAUUUGGAUGACAUUUAUUAUAAAAUAGAUGACAUUUAUGAUGGCAUUAUGGAUGACAUGUAUGAUGGAAAAGUAAAUCUUGAAAACAUGGAUGUUAAUUCAGUUGUUGAACAAAUUACACCGAUAACUUCUCUCCCUUGUAUGCCUCCUGCAGUACCUACUCCAAGUAGCUCAACUGAUAAUAAUUUUGAUACGAAUAGCAAUUCUGAUACGGAUAAUAAUUAUGGUGGAAAUGUAAAUCUUGAAAACAUAAAUGUUAACUCACAAGAUGCGCAACAAUCAUUGCCGCAAUCAAAGUUAAUCUUAAAGCAAUUGGACUCGAUUUUAAAGCAGUUGAAUUCGAUCGUAAAUCCAAGUACAGCAAAUACGCAACCAACUGUUGAACAAACUACAUCGACAAUUUCUCAGCUUUGUAUGCCUCCUGCAGUAUUUGCUCCAAGCUCAACUAAUAAUGAUUCUAAUACGGAUAGCUAUUCUAAUACGGAUGAUAAUUAUGGUGGAAAUGUAGAUCUUGAGAACACGGAUGUUAACUCACAAGAUGCGCAAUCAUUGCCGCAAUUGAAGUUAAUCUUGAAGCAAUUGGACUCGACUUUAAAGCAGUUGAAUUCGAUCUUAAAUCCAAGUACAGCAAGUACGCAACCAACUAUUGAACAAACUACAUCGAUAAGUUCUCAGCCCUGUAUACCUCCUCCGAUACUUGCUCCAAAUGUAGCUAAUAACAAUUCUAAUAUGAAUGUAAAUCCUGAGAAAAUAGAUAUUAACUUUAAAGGUGCCCAAUUAAGAUUGCAAAAGAAAGAAUAUAAUUUCAUUUAUAACAGAUUACAUCGUCUAGAAGUAAAACUAACGAAACCUCUACAACCCAAAAAUGCAUACAUGGUAUUAUGUGUAAUAAAAGCUAAAACUUUAUAUGGAUGGAACUCUGAAGAAAUAAAAUUUGAGAUGCUUACAAAAUCGUGUUUUACCGCUCAUGCUAAGUUUAAUGGUAAACAUUAUUAUGGAAAAGGACUAUCUAAAUCACUUGCUCGUGAAGAUAUAGCUGAAAAGAUAUUAAAAGAUGUAUUUUUUGACAAAAUGGUAACAAAAUCUAAAACAUGUACAUUUCAAUCCGAUACACAAGCUGCUAAUUCAUCUGUGGAUAAAAACAAAGAAAAGAUUGAUGCACAAAACGCCAUAGUCAUGAGUGCUAAAGAUGAGAUUUCAUGGAAUGCAUUCGCCAAUUUUGCACUUUAUAAACUUAUACUUGAUUGGAAUAAUGAGAGAACAUCGAAUUCUAUUGAUGAAAAUAUUAAAACUCGGAACGAAGUUUGUCAAGAGACAAUCAAAAAUCUUCAGAUCCGUAAUCCUACAAAAAAUCUAGUUGAAUUACUGAAUCGUAUGCAUCCUAAUCUAAUAUAUAUUGUGAAUCGUAUUAAUAAAAUACCACAUGAGAUAUUUACUAUAACUACUAAAAUUAAUGGAAUGGAAUUUUCAGGAACAGCUGCAAAAAUAAAGGAUGCAAAGAUAAAAAUGGCUAAACAAGCAUUAUUGAAAUUAUACAACGAAGUUUAUUUGGAUGGUGCACCAGCCCCACCAGCCUUUCGAACGAUGAAGAAGUGGUUUGCUAGAUUUCGUCGUGGUGAUUUUAAUCUCGAAGACGAAUCUCCUCCUUCCGUCAUCGGUGACGAUGCCAUUAAUAGCAAACAAUGUACGCAUUUCGAAGAGGUUGCUGAAGUUCUGAACAUCGAUCGAUCAACCGCGUGUCGGAGUUUAAAGAAGAUUAAGGCCAUUUCUAUGCUCAGACGCCUGGAAAAAGAGGUUCUUUUGGAUCGUUUGGUGGCUGACGAAAAAUGGGUUCUGUAUACCAAUGUCAAACGCAAGCGUACUUGGAAGGAAGCAAAUGAACCGGCAAAUUCAAUCGCUAAAGCUGAGUUGCCGGAAAAGAUCUUGCUAUGCGUUUGA